Messenger RNA from Cololabis saira (Pacific saury), 2884 nucleotides. RefSeq names its product LMBR1 domain containing 1 (gene lmbrd1). The transcript is spliced from 16 exons. Lineage: Eukaryota; Metazoa; Chordata; Actinopteri; Beloniformes; Belonidae. The record is from RefSeq and is a predicted model, not a curated record. The coding region runs from base 36 to 1637 and encodes 533 amino acids. Gene Ontology annotation, biological process: protein localization to vacuole. Gene Ontology annotation, cellular component: vacuolar membrane.
CAGAACACGUGGUUUUGUUAUUGCAGGAAGUGAAGAUGGCGAUCCAGUCGAUCCUCUCAGAGUCUGUGCUUGGAUGGUCAAUAUUUACCAUUAUACUUCUGGCAAUCUUGGUUUUCUGUUGGAUAUACAUUCGGAAAUUUCAAAGUCGGCAAGAGAGUGAAGUUAUUUCAACUAUAACAGCAAUAUGUGCGCUGGCCAUUGCUUUGAUCACUUCUGCGCUUCUACCAGUGGACAUAUUUCUUGUUUCCUUCAUGAAGUAUCCCAAUGGUACCUACAAGGACUGGGCAGCAAACAACGAGACAAGAGAGCAAAUUGAAGACACUGUGUUGUAUGGAUAUUACACGCUUUACUCCAUCAUACUAUUCUGUGUCUUCCUAUGGAUCCCUUUUGUCUACUUCUACUAUGAAGAGAAGGAUGACAACUCAAGCACUUGCUCGCAAGUGAAAAAUGCUCUGAAGUACACCGUUGGAUUUGCCAUUGUCUGCGUGGUGCUCCUUUUAAUUGGAGCAUUUGUCCCACUCGAGGCCCCACCUGCUCUGAAUUCCACUCAGUGGGAGAAAGUGCAAUACCUUUUUGAGGAGCUUGGCAGUAGCCAUGGUCUACCAGCUCUGUCUUUCUCCAUCAGCUCCUUGACUUUGAUUGGCAUGUUGGCAGUGAUCACUUACACGGCAUAUGGAAUGUCUGUUUUGCCUUUGAAUCUGAUAAAAGGGACACGGAGCGUGAUGUAUGAACGCCUGGAAAACACAGAGGACAUAGAUGAUGUUGAGCAUCAAAUAGAAAAGCUGAAAUCCAAGUGUGUGGACGGACGUCCUCUGUCCUCAAGGGACAGACGGAACCUGCAGGAGUUGGAGGGUAAACUACAGGUCCUCCAGCGUAGGGGAAGACACCUGGAAAUUGCAGAGAGGAACUGCUGCACUAAAGUGGGAAGUGCUCUCAGACCCUUCAAGAUAUUAUUGGGCAUUUUCUUCAUCCUGGUUGCACUGCUGUUCACGAUUGCUCUUUUAAUUUCAAAUUUGGAUAAAGCACUCCACUCUGCUGGCAUCAGCUCUGGGUUCAUCAUCUUUGGCACCAACCUAACCAAUCCUCUCAAUGAACUUCUUUUAGCCCUACAGCCGGUUUUUCCCCUGGAUUACAUCCUGAUCACAAUCAUCACCAUGUACUUUGUGCUCACGUCCAUGGCCGGCAUUCGCAACAUGGGCAUCUGGUUCUUCUGGAUAAGACUGUACAAAAUAAGACCCAAGAAAACACGUCCCCAGGCUCUUCUCUUCCUCUGCAUGAUUCUUCUCCUGAUUGUCCUACACACCAGUUACAUGAUCUACAGUCUGGCCCCACAAUAUGUCAUGUAUGGCAGCCAGAAAUAUCUUGUACAGACGCCUGCACCAGGAAAUACUACCAUUGGCACCACAAAGAUAUGUGACGCAGAUGCACCCGAGGAUCAGUGCACUGUGACAAGAACCUAUCUUUUCCUCCACAAGUUCUGGUUCUUCAGCACCAUCUACUACUUUGGGAACUGGGCCUUUAUUGGGGCUUUCCUCAUCGGCCUGGUGGUGUCCUGCUGCAGAGGGAAGAAGUCUGUGAUUGAAGGAGAGGUGGAAGCUGAUGACUCAGACAUAAGUGAUGAUGAAUACUUGCACUGAAGAAAAGAAAAAAACCAAACCCCUGUAGAUAUUGUAUCCAUAGCUUAAAGGGACUAGAAAUUGCAGUUUCAUUAACAAACCAAUGACUGUCAGUGAUUUGUCUUUACUUAAUGUAUUGGUUUUAAAGGAGUUAUUGCUGCAGCGUCUCCUGGAUUCCUGCCUCGUUUUUUAGUUGAUGCAUACACCCCCCUUCUUAAUGAGACAGCUCAGACCGAUUGUUGCAUCUUCCUCAGUCAAUGUUAUUGAUGACUUUGGGAUUCGGGGAGGGUCUUCCAACUCCAUCCUACCUUGAGGAUUCACUUCUCAACAGUCUGACACACACUGGUCAUUUUUCAGGGGACACUUUAUUGCAGCACGGAUGGUGUUUUCCAAAAGCCAAUGUUUAGGUUUGUGCAGUUACAGAGUUUAGACACAAGCUUUUUAAAUGCUCUUCUUGACCCUUCAAGUGUUUGAAUUGUUAUAUCUGCAGCUGGAUGCAGUGUGUAUUUAGAGCUAAAAUUGAGCCACUUGUUUUAAUGAAAAUAAUGAUUUUGACUUUGUGUUUGAUUGAGGUAAGAUGAGGUGGAUUAAUGCAGUUUCCCUCGACAUGUGGUAUUUUGCAGUCCCAGGUUAUCAUAUAAUGACGUGUAUUUGCACCUUCAUUCCUGCUCUGUGCAUGAAAUGUAAAGGACCAACUGUAUCUGCUGUCUUUUCAAUGUUUCGGUUUUUCAUGGGUUUUUAACUUCAGGGCUUUACGUCGGGAGGCAAAUGUCAAAGAGAUAAGUAGCAAUGGGCAAAGAGUUGGAUGUGCUUUUCUUUUUAAUUAAAAAACUACUUUUCAGGUUGGCAGCGUUGUAGAGUAUCACGGACAGGCUGGUGACAGAGUUAUGAAAGGCUUCUUUUUAACCUUAAGUAAUUAGUAAUUUUCUUUUCUUCUGAGUGGAAAUAAGACAAACUGGAGAUUUCAUUUUGAAACCAAAUACUUGUGCCUCAUGAAUAUGCAGUACUAUGAUGGGCAGGUUUCUGUAUGUAGUCCCCCUGUGUUGAUCCCUUCACAAGUCAGCCGGAAUUUAGUUUUUGUUUCUUGCUUUGAGACACUUAUCUCAUCUUGGCUGACAUCAGUGGAAGGAGCCGCUAGACACGCAGUUAGAUGAAACACCUGCUGUUUCCACUCGUUAUCGGUACGGCUGAAAUUAUUUGCUGUUGUGGAAGUUGUGUAAACAUUGAAUGCUGCCUGUAUUUAAAAAAUAAAAAAACGAGAUAUCCUU